Closterium sp. Naga37s-1 is the source of this 774-nucleotide messenger RNA. Lineage: Eukaryota; Viridiplantae; Streptophyta; Zygnematophyceae; Desmidiales; Closteriaceae. The record is from the annotation of a GenBank genome assembly.
AUGCGCAACUGCAUGAGCGCGCUUAAUUACUUCACCCCGCCGUCUCUGCAGUCCCAGGCUGGGAUCGCCCUCACAGGCGAGUCACUUCUUGAAACUGCCGUGGCUCUUUUGAGUCCACUCGAAACACCUCCCCCUUGUGCCCUCCGCUCCCCUUGUGCACUCCGCUCCCCUUGUGCCCUUCCCUUCCCUCGCCCGCAGAAUGUAACCAAUCAGAGUGAGUCCCUCCUUGAAACCGCAGUGGCUCUUUUGAGUCCACUUGAAACACCUCCCCCUUGUGCCCGCCCCUCCCCUUGUGCCCGCCCCUCCCCUCGCCCGCAGAGUGUAACCAACCAGUGCGAGUCCCUCCUUGAAACCGCAGUGGCUCUGGCCUCUGCUGACGUGCCACUCCUGGAUCCUGCCACGUGGGUAGGGGCAGGAGCAGGGGCAGGGGCAGCGGGGGUGGCGGCAGGAGGCGUGGGACUGAUUCUGGAUGCGGUGGUAGGGCGUGGGGAGCAGUACACGCGCAUUCAGCAAGCACUGGACGCAGCAUCCCCUGCUGCCGAUACCCCUCGCCCAUACAUCAUCUUCAUCCGAGCAGGGUGGUACCGGGAGCAGGUGCGCGUGGGGAGGGAGGGCGUGGUGCUGAUGGGGGAGGGGGCUGACCGCACUGUCAUCACUGGCAACGCCAGUGUGAAUGAUGGCGCAUCCACAUACGGCUCUGCCACUGUAGGUAGGCUCUCAACACUCUCCAGGCUCUCAGUGCUCGUCAGUGCAUGCCGGUGGGGGAGGGGCUGA